Molecule: messenger RNA, 1376 nt
Organism: Paramecium pentaurelia
Lineage: Eukaryota; Ciliophora; Oligohymenophorea; Peniculida; Parameciidae
Source: the annotation of a GenBank genome assembly
AUGUAAAUUAGAUGUACUUAAGCUGAUCAUUUAAAUUAACUAAUAAUUGGAGUUUGCAUCGAUAGUGAUUGUCAAUAUAAAAGACCCAAUUGUAAUUUUUGUCUGCCUCAUCAUGGUCAACACUUGAACAAAUUAACAUCAUUAGAACUUUUUGAUGAUUGGAUUCGUAAGAGAGCCCUUAUUGUCCAGAAUGUUGAAUAGAAGGCUUAGGAGUGUAAAUUAGCUCUUGAUGGCCUUCUAAAUAAAUUUAUUAAUCCAUACAAUAUUAAUUUGGCAUAGUUUCCUAAAUUAGAACUUUCAUAGAUUGACAACAUAAUUAAAGGUUUAUGUUUAAUUGAAUUAUGGGAGAACUUAUUCUAAUAAUCAAUUGAAGAAAUUAAAUAUAUAUUUAAAGAAAUUUUGUAAACACAAAAAUAUUAAACAUUCACUUUUGAACUAAUGAAUUAAAACUCUAUUAAGUAAUAAGACGUUUGUUUUGCAAUUGCUAUUAAUAAAGAUAAUUCAAUUGUUGUAGCAGGUUGCGAUAAGUAAAUUAAAGUAUUUGAACUCAAAGAAUCGAAAUUAAAUCAAUUACAACUCUUAAGUGAACAUUAAUUACAUGUGUAGGCUUUAAACUUUAUGAAAAAAUCAAAUCACUUUGUAUCUGGAAGUAAUGAUAAAUAAAUAAUAAUAUGGUAGAUGAAUCAAAAUAAUUAAUGGACUUGCUAACACAAAUUGGAUGGACAUUCUUUUGGUAUUUGUACUUUAAUUUUGAAUAAUAAUGAAAAUCUUAUUGUAUCAGGUAGUUAUGAUUCAUCUAUUAAAUUUUGGAAUAAAUAAAAUGGAUGGUUGUGUUAAUAAACCAUUAAAGUUCAUACUAAUUAUGUCUUUUAAUUAAGUUUAAAUGAAAAAUAAGAUAAAUUGGUAUCUUGUUCUAGUGAUUCAUAAAUAUUAGUAAUAGAAUACUCUUAGAAGGAUUAGAUAUGGACUGUGAUAUAAAUUAUACAAGUAGAAUAAUAUGGAUAUCGAUUGAGUUUUGUAGAUGACAAUUAAUUUUUAUUCUAACCUUCUUCAAAGAAUAAAUGCAUGUAUAUGAGAUAAACAGUAGUAAUCAAUAAUUUGUUAAAACCAAGCAAAUUACUGUGAAAUCGGGUUCAAAUACUUGUGGAGAUCUAUUUCCAUAAUAAUACAUAUAAUCUAAAUGCCUCUUAGUGAAUAAAAAUGGUUAGAAUAUCAAUUUAGUAAGGAAGAAAUUAAAUGGAGAAUUUGAAACUGAAUAAACUAUUCAAUUUGAUCAUCAUUAUAUUUUUGGUUAAUUAAGUAAUGGUGGUGAGUAUCUAAUCACUUGGGAUUUUACAUCUAAAGAGAUACAAAUUAGAAAAUGUAAGGAAAUUUGA